AUAAGUUAUAAUUUAUGAGUUGUCUUUCAAAAAAAAUAUUAUAAAAUAAAUAAGAAAAAAAAAACAAGUGGACAAGAAACCACAAGUGUUUUGAUAGUUCAAUGAAACCAAACGAGUAACUAUUUUAAUAGUUAUUCUUAAUACGUCUUUUUAGUAACUAUAUCCCAAUAACUUGUUAUCCCAACAUACAUACCAUGACGAGUUUUCCUAUAACUAUUUACUUUUACAUAAACUAGAAAACGGUCUAGUUUAACUACUACAUAAAUUUACAGAAAGAGCGUAAUUUUAUAUGCGAGACAUUAGUCUUUUAUACAUUAUGCGUAUAUACCUAUACAUAGAGAAUGACAGCUAAAAUAUUAAUUACAAAAUAGUCUGAAGUAGGAUAACAUUUUGGAUAUUUGCCCUUAACUAGAUCUUCAUCCCUGCAGCAUAAACUCAAAUACAUACUCUCAUGGAUCUCAUUCACAAGCUCUUAAACCUUAUUCUUCCUGUUUUAACCAUUAUCCUGUUAUUAUUGCUUUAUCCCAUGAUCUUAGUAUUCAGGUUCUUCAACUACUUCAUUAAAGUCGCUUUCCCUGAAGAACUCGCCGGAAAAGUAGCGCUGAUCACCGGAGCUUCUUCUGGUAUUGGCGAGCAUUUGGCGUAUGAAUAUGCAAAAAGAGGAGCGCGUUUAGCAUUGGUUGCAAGAAGAAAGGAGCAGCUGGAGGUGGUUGCAGGGAGGGCGAGGGAGUUGGGGUCGCCGGAAGUGAUCGUGAUUUCCGCCGACGUUUCGAAGGUCGACGACUGUAAGCGGUUUGUCGACGAAACCAUCCACCAUUUUGGUAGCUUGAAUCACUUGGUGAACAAUGCGGGUGUAUGCUACAUUCAGGAUGAGGAUCAAAGAUGUUCUUUGGAUUAUGUUUCACUUAUGGACAUAAACUUUUGGGGUUCGGUGUAUGCAACCCAAUUCGCAGUUCCACAUUUACGUAACAGUAAAGGCAAAAUAGUCGUUAUUUCUUCUUGUGCUGGAUGGUUUGCCCUUCCGAAACUAGGAAUUUAUUGUGCAAGCAAAGCAGCAUUGAUAAGAUAUUUUGAAACGUUACGUGUCGAGUUUGGUUCAGAUAUUAGGAUAACAAUUGUCACCCCUGGAGUUGUCAAAUCAGAAAUUACAAGCGACAAAUGGCUUUUGCAGUCAAACCUAUAUUGGGCACCGAUGGUAUCGACAGAAGAUUGUGUCAAGACAAUUUUAGAUAGUAUAAGACGUGGAGAUGAGUAUUUGACGGAGCCAAGAUGGAUGCGGGUUUUCUUUAUGUGGAAAACACUUUGUCCCGAGAUAUUAGAAUGGAUUACCCGUUUUUUAUUGAUCACGUGUUCGAAGUAUUCUCAAGAAAACAAAAAACCAUGUUUGUUAGACAAAGGUCAUAUUGAAUGAUGUCAUGGUAGUAUAUGUUUUUUUUUGUCUUUCUUUUGUAUGUUUGAUUAAAAAUGUUCGGCAAAACAAUUCGUGAUGUACUUGUCAAUUUUAAACUAUUUUGAUUUGACUAAACAAUGUAUGUUGUACUUUCCAGGUGUUUUGUUUUGUAAGAGGAUUUUGUUUUGUAAGAGGAUUGAAGAAAAAAUAAAGAAAAUUGCAAAUUUGGUUCGUAUA
Molecule: messenger RNA, 1627 nt
Organism: Lactuca saligna
Lineage: Eukaryota; Viridiplantae; Streptophyta; Magnoliopsida; Asterales; Asteraceae
Source: the annotation of a GenBank genome assembly